Messenger RNA from Acanthocheilonema viteae, 567 nucleotides. The record is from the annotation of a GenBank genome assembly. Lineage: Eukaryota; Metazoa; Nematoda; Chromadorea; Rhabditida; Onchocercidae.
AUGGACGAAGAAAUGGAAAGAUGGAAUUCGAAAGAAGAAAGAGAAAUAAAAUCGGAAAUUUGUCCCGAAAUUAUGACAAACAUUCGUUAUGGUGGUGCGCAGGCAGAUGAUGACAACGAAGCAGUAAAAGCCGCAGAAGAGAGAGCACGUAAGAAAGCAGAGGUACGUAAACGUCUGGAAGAGGCUAAUCGUGCAAAGAAAGCCAAGAAAGGCUUCCUUACUCCGGAAAGAAAAAAGAAGCUACGUAAAUUACUAAUGAUGAAAGCGGCAGAAGAUUUAAAACAACAACAGAUGCUAAGAGAGCAAGAAAGACAACACGUCUUACAGGAACGUAUUCUACCUUUACCAGAUUUGGAUAACAUUCCGGACGAAGAAUUAGAAGAGAUUGCAAAAAGCAUGGCUGAAAAAUUACUGCAAUUGGAAAGUGAACAUUAUGAUAUUAAUUAUAUUGUACGUCAAAAGGAUUUCGAAAUCAACGAACUGACUAUUUCAGUUAAUGAUUUAAGAGGCAAAUUCGUGAAACCAACUCUAAAGAAGGUAUCCAAGACGGAUAACAGGUUGGCAUAA